This is a messenger RNA of Rhopalosiphum padi (bird cherry-oat aphid), 1087 nucleotides long. RefSeq lists its product as uncharacterized. The coding region runs from base 188 to 670 and encodes 160 amino acids. The transcript is spliced from 2 exons. The record is from RefSeq and is a predicted model, not a curated record. NCBI's taxonomy places the organism in Eukaryota, Metazoa, Arthropoda, Insecta, Hemiptera, Aphididae.
CGUUAUAUGUAUUGAAAUUUGAAAUUUAUGUUCUGUGCUGUAAUGUAGAAAAAUUUUUACUAUGUAAUUUGUUAUAAUCAUAUUCAAUACUGAAUAUUAAAAAAAAUCAAAAUUCAAAUCGUACCUAUAUUAUUUAUAGUUAUAAAACGUUUUAACUUAAUAUUUUGUUUCUGUAUAAUUUUAAAAAAUGAUUAAGCCCAAGAAAAAUAAUAACCCGUCGAAAAAACAAGCUGAUGAUAACGACAAUGCUUCUGGUCUUAAAAACAACUGUAAAUAUGUGCCUAAACCUACUUUGUAUUCAUCUAUCGUUCAAACAGAGUCAAAGUUAAGGAACAUUACACUUUCUCGUUUGGAGCCCAAACCAAAUACGAUCAAAAGAGGAGUCAGGCAGGUGAAUUUUCCAUUGACCGAACAUGUGUACGACUAUAAUAAUAUGGUGAAUGUCGGAUUAAAUAGCAAUUUAAGUACUGUACCAAAACCCAAGCCUAGGGAACCACAUUCAACAAAAAAUCCAGAACCUAAGUUAAGUGAUUAUUACAGACCAAGUUUUGAUAAUGUCCAACGGAUAGAAAUGAAUAGCAUAAAAACUAAUCCAGAAUUAACAGUACAGUAUGAUGGUUUAGCAGUGUCGAGAUUACUAAAUGAAAUUGAUGAUUUAAUCUUUAGAUAAACAAUUGGUAGUAAGAGAAAAUUAGACUUCCUCUUUGUUGUUAAUUUUAACUUUGUGAUAUUUCUAAAUGUGAUAAGAUUAUUAUUUAAUAUAUUUUAGUAAUAAUGGGAUUAUGAUUUAAUUGCUAUUUAAAAUAAUUCUUUGAAUAUUAAUAAGACCCCUUUAGAUUUUAUUAAUUGUAAUAAUAUUUUAUUUUUGUUUUUGUUUACUGCAUUCAAAAUUGUAAAUACCAAUGUAGUUCUAUAAUUUAUUAAACACUUGAAGUUUUAUUUUUUACAUUUUUUUUUUUUCAAUAAAAGUGUGUAGUAUAAUAUGAUCAUUUUUAAUCAAUCAAGUUACUUAUCUAGUAACAACUAACAAUAUUAUACAAAAUAUAUUUUUAGCUUAUAAUAUAUCAUAUGUUUUAUUAAUUCUUUA